CAACAAGCGAUUGCGUAGUCAGAUAUUUAGUUGCAAAGUAAUAUGCUGAUAGAUAUCCUAGAAAUAAUGAACGUUCUUAUUUUGCAAUGUUUUCUGGUUAUUUUUGUUCUCCACUCUUAUGAAUAAGUGUCAUGAAAUGUUCGCCAUGAAUUACAGAUUAUAUAGAUAAACAGUGAUCAUGGUUGAACGUAUAUAACCAUUUGCUUUGUGUGGAAUGUUUCUUUGUUUACAAGGAUAGUUUGAAAUAAUUUUCACUAAUCGGUAAAAUGAGAUUGAUGUUCUAACUGAAAUAUAACAUGAUGAUGCACUGGUCGUUGUCUAUUUGUUUUUAAAUUCUAUCUACUUUCACAGUUGAAAUUAUGUGUGAAACUCCAACAUCAUUGUUGAUUAUUGGAGCUGGUCUACCGAGAACUGGAACAAUGAGUAUGAAGAAAGCAUUGGAAACAAUUUUCUCUCAACCUUGUUAUCAUGGUUUUGAAAUUAUGACCGGAAAACAAUGUGACAUUCCUAAAUGGCAAAUGCUUGUCGACGAGGUACGAACGACACAUUGUGAGGAGAAAAUACACAGAUAUUUGAGUGAGAUAUUGGAUUGUUAUGUAGCUGUGACUGAUGUUCCAUCAUGUGCAUUCUACAGAGAGCUGAUGAAUAUACAUCCAUAUGCGAAGGUUGUACUAACCGUACGCGAUAAGGACGAUUGGUUGAACAGCUUCAGGCAAGUUAUAAUGCCAAAAUCAGAUGACCCGAGUAAAAAGCAAUUUGAGGAGGCGAAAAGACUUGCAGGAGUCCCAAUUGAAUGGGAUAAGCUUCUUACUGAUUCACUAAAACUAGCAUUUCAGAAGGAAGAUAUUGAUUUUGAUGAUGAUGCAAUGUUACUUGAAUGUUACGAAAAACAUAUUGCAACUCUUCAAGAAAAUAUACCACCUACACGUCUUCUGGUACAUCGACUUGGAGAUGGUUGGGAACCAUUGUGUAGAUUCUUGAAUGUGGAUAUACCAGCUAACAUACCAUACCCUAAGAUGAAUCAACUGUCUGACAUGAUGAAGCUAAGGGAUUUGAUAACUAAAUUUGGAUCGAUUGAGGAAGUCGCAAGAAUGCAUCCAGGAAUUAUGUAAAAUUGAAGAAAACACAAAUUAUUAUUAUUAUCAGAUAAGAAAUAAAUUGUCAUCAAGCUUUGAAUUCUUACUUGUUGUUGACAGCCAUGGUAAUAUUGGUGAAACAUAUAGUCAGUAUAAUAAAC
Schistosoma haematobium is the source of this 1237-nucleotide messenger RNA. RefSeq lists its product as uncharacterized. Lineage: Eukaryota; Metazoa; Platyhelminthes; Trematoda; Strigeidida; Schistosomatidae. The record is from RefSeq and is a predicted model, not a curated record. The transcript is spliced from 2 exons. Bases 360 to 1112 code for a protein of 250 amino acids.